Antechinus flavipes (yellow-footed antechinus) is the source of this 4300-nucleotide messenger RNA. It is a transcript of the gene CLIC6, whose product is annotated as chloride intracellular channel 6. The coding region runs from base 241 to 2349 and encodes 702 amino acids. The record is from RefSeq and is a predicted model, not a curated record. Gene Ontology annotation, molecular function: D3 dopamine receptor binding; D2 dopamine receptor binding; D4 dopamine receptor binding. Gene Ontology annotation, cellular component: plasma membrane. The transcript is spliced from 6 exons. NCBI's taxonomy places the organism in Eukaryota, Metazoa, Chordata, Mammalia, Dasyuromorphia, Dasyuridae.
ACAGAGAGGAUUUAGCUAUGAACCUCAUGAAUGUAGCUGGCAAUAAGCACUAAUCCAUCUGAUCCAAGGUCACCAUAGGUCCCAGAAGUCCAAGACUUCGGAGGCCAGGAAAGGAGUCUAUCCCACGGACUAGAGCUGAGAGGUUUGGAAGACUCGCCCAGUCUACGGAAUUUCCACUAGCUUUCCCCCCUCCUUUUCUUUCAACAGAGAUCUCAAGAAAGGACAAUAAUUUCAUGAGACAUGACAGAGGCUACUGAGCCUGCGGUUAGGGACCUCACUCCCCAGGAGAAUGCAGAACCCCCUGCACAGUUGGAAAAGGGAAUCGGAGAACUGGGGCCUGUUACUGGGGCUAAAGAGGAGGAACAGGGGACGGAGGUAAAAGACAGUGAGGACAAGCAGUAUUCCGAAGAUGCUACUGGAGACGGGGCGGGAGCAAUUGCCCCAGUCGAGACUCCCAAGGAGGUGAGGGAGGAAGCAGGAGCAACAAUUGGCCAAGGAGACCAGAAGGAAGGUGACGGAAGUGGAACCCUGACGCCAAGUGACUUGGAAGAGGAUACACAGAAAAAACACGAAGACAAAAUAAGUGUACCUCCCGAGAACGUAGAGGAUCAAAAAGAACAGCAAAAAGAGGGAAAGGAAGAGAGGAGUGAAGUACAGGACGAUGUAGAAGGAAAGACAGUCUGCCAGGAAAGGAGAUGGGAGCUGGAGGACUGCGGCAACACUGAGCUCCAAAGGCAAGAGGAGAGCCACGGAGCAGCCAAAGGAGCCCAGGACCCGGGAGACCCGGAGCCAGAGGCAGAGGUAGGGGCGGAGCACAACGCUGGGGGUGAAGCAGCAGCUGUAACUACAGCAGCAGCAGCGGGAGCAGCUUCCCAGGAAACCGUCCAGGGAGGCGUGAAGCUGUUACAACCCGAGGGAAAGCUAGCAGAACCUGGAGCUGGGAUGGAUGUAGAGGACCCGGAAAGAGGGGAGGCGAAAGAACGAAAAGAUAGAAAUUCUGAAAAUGGAGAGAGCUACGAAGGAGAAGAAAACAGUCCUGUGCACCGAAUGGAGCUUGUAGAUUCAACGGCAUUGGAGCAGCAGGAAGAAGCCGAAGAGCAACGGAACCUUGAGGAAAGGGGCAGUUUGACAGAUGAUGCGCGGGAAAAUGAGGCGCUCCAAGGUACACGUUAUGCCGAGAAUACAGAAGUUGAAUCUGCAGAAGGACUGGCAGAAGAGGAAAGCGGAGGACCGGAAAAUGUAAAGGACUCCGCCGCCGAAGGGGAUCCUAGAGAAGCCGGGCAGGUGGAAUGUGAAAGUCUUGGUGCCAACAGGGAUGUCCAGGAAGAAGCCCUGGAAGAGGGGAAAGAAAAUUGGGAUGAGGAACAACCUAACGUAGAAGUCAUGGUCCAAGGGGAGGAAGAAAACCUUGAUGGAAGCCCACAGAAGGAGGAAGAAAACGAGACUACUUCAGAGAAAAAGUUAGAGACAGAGCUGAGUAACCACCUGUCGGAGACGAGCUCCGAAGAUGCCCCUGCUGAAACCGAGACAAAUGCACUAGAGGAAGGGCUGAACGGCCCGGGAGAGGAAGGAGAAAUAUACGAGGAGGAGGCUUCAGGAGACAGAGCUUCAGCACCCCCACUGGCCCUGGGGAACGAACAUGACAUUUCCCUUUUUGUCAAGGCUGGUUAUGAUGGUGAGAGCAUUGGAAAUUGCCCAUUUUCUCAGCGACUCUUUAUGAUACUUUGGCUAAAAGGUGUUAUAUUUAAUGUUACAACAGUGGACUUGAAAAGAAAACCCGCAGACUUGCAGGAUCUGGCUCCUGGAACAAACCCACCUUUUAUGACUUUUGACGGAGAAGUAAAGACAGAUGUGAAUAAGAUCGAGGAAUUCUUAGAAGAAAAAUUAGCCCCACCAAGGUACCCUAAGCUUGGAACCCAACACAUGGAAUCAAACUCCGCAGGAAAUGAUGUAUUUGCAAAAUUUUCUGCAUUUAUAAAAAAUACCAAAAAGGAUGCCAAUGAGAAUUUGGAAAAAAAUCUGAUAAAAGCUUUGAAGAAACUAGAUAAUUACUUAAAUACCCCUCUGCCUGAUGAAAUUGAUGCCUAUAAUUCAGAAGACAUCACUGUUUCCAACAGGAAGUUCCUCGAUGGGAAUGAACUCAGUUUAGCAGAUUGUAAUCUUCUACCUAAGCUCCAUAUCAUUAAGAUUGUGGCCAAGAAAUACAGGAAUUUUGAGUUUCCCUCUGAAAUGACUGGCCUUUGGAGAUAUUUAAACAAUGCCUACACUAGAGAUGAGUUCACAAAUACCUGCCCUGCUGACCAGGAGAUUGAGUAUGCAUAUUCUGAUGUGGCGAAAAGGAUGAAGUGACGCCAUAAUCUCUUCUGGUUUUCUUUAGAGAUGGAAAUGGAUCAAGUGGUGCACCAAAAAAACGUUUUCCUGUUUUGUUUUUAGGUUUUGCCAAUGGCCAAUCCUUUAAAAAAAAAAACCCAAAACCAAACUUGUAGUGUGAUCUGCUCAUUGUAAAAUAGCAUGCAUGCAUUCUACUUGUCCCUAUAGACCCAAUAUCCAUUGAUGUGAAAUACACACCCUUGUCCAACUCAAUAUUAAUAACGGGCUGUUAUAAUCUUUGGUUUAGGAUAGCAUAUUUUAGUGGUUUCACUUUCAAAGCAAAGAUAUGUUAUGGUUAAAAUUGUUGCUUGAUUUUUUUUUUUAUUUUUCAUUUUUCUCUCUCAGACAUUUUUAGCUGUCAUUAUCUUAUAUCUUGAUUUCUCACAACUGAAAUGUCAAUUUAAGUGAAAGGAACAGCUGAAGGUUACUUUUGCCAAACCCCUUGACAAUUGUCCAUGGAAGAACUUAAAAAAAAAAUUAUUCAUGGAAUUUGAGAGUUCAAAGGGACCUUAGAGAUUUCUUAGUCUGACUCUAUCAUUUUACAGAGGAGGAAAACUAAGCCCCACAGAGUGUAAAUGAUUUGUUCAAGGCCAAACAGCUCACUCAUGUCAUAUCAGGAAUUAGAAGCCAGGGCUUCCAGCUCUGGUUUCUACUAUGUUAGGAUGUUCCUCCACUGUAUCAAACUGUCUUUUGACUCAAGGUGUUAAAGGGUUGAAGAAUAGUUCGAGAAGUGAAAAUAAAUCUUCUAUAUACAAACUCAUUCCUUACUUUAAUGGAUUUCUUUCCUAAACCCUCUCAUUUCACCUUCCACAAAAGCAUUAAGACUCAAUCUUGGCUUAAAUUUGGGAGAAAAUUUCCAGAAGACAAAGGGGCCAGAUGUGGAAUUUUAAUAGCACCUCUUCUCCUCCCACUUUUUAUUCUUAGGGACAGACUUCUCAGUUUUUCAAGAGUUGAUUGUUCCGUGUAUGAAUUAGGUAUUCUUAAAGUACUUGAGUUACUUCCCUAUCUCUUAGUACCUUCCCUAGACUCACACAGUUCAGUUUGGCUACUUUUCAGCAGUUUGGGGAAAUGGAAAAUGUUGACUAAAAAGAGGGUUUCUAGUUUUAUUGACACCAUAUCUGUACUCAACAAUCAUAAGCUACUGUAUUAUUGGCUAGGAAUUGGAAAGACUUUUGGAAGUGGAGACAAAGCUUCUAAUUAGUUACAUGAGAGAUUCCUUAUAUAAUGAGAAUUGACAGAAAACAAAACCAUAAAUUAUUUGAAGGAACUUUGGUGACUCUCUAUUUUGACCCCCUUAUGGGGGGAGGAGUGGAGUGGGGGGAAUGAAUAAAAACUGAGGCCUAGAGAGGGAAGGUGAGUGUUCUAAGGCUAUAAUAAAAUUGUCUCAGCCGAGGUAUAAAUUGUUGUCUAUUGGGAUAUAUCUCUGUCACAUCAUAUAAAGUUUUCUAUUUAUAUAUCCUGCACACAUGUUAUGGAAUUCACAGAAGCUUUAUUGAAACAUACAUUACAGAUAUAAAUGUCUAAAGCAAAAACUUGGUUUCAAAGGAACAAAACACUCAUGAAGCAGAGACUACUUUCUUUUCUUUAUUCAUUGGAUUAUUAUAGUUAAGUUGAGAGAAAGGUCAUGUAUUCCUUAGACAUGAACCUCUGGAACUCCAGUGCCUAGUUCAUGUUGUAAUUGUCAGUGGUGUCAAUGAGAACAAAAUCUGAAUUUCUUACUCUAUCUUUUUCUCUUUUUAGGAAUUACUUUAACUUAAGUGCUAUGAUACAAUCUUUUAGGUAAUAGAGAAAUAGUAUAUGAAUGUUGUAGAAGUAAUAUCAAGAGCUAAAGAUUUUUAGUUCUAGACACAGAACAUCUAUGUACUCUUCAUGUGCCUUAAAAUUAAAUUGAUUGUAAAAAUUCAUAAAUUAAACUAAUCUUUCUACUGAC